Molecule: messenger RNA, 1059 nt
Organism: Acaulospora colombiana
Lineage: Eukaryota; Fungi; Glomeromycota; Glomeromycetes; Diversisporales; Acaulosporaceae
Source: the annotation of a GenBank genome assembly
AUGCCCUCCAAUGUUGCUUACGAGCUAAUCAAAACUGAACUCUCGGUAAUAUACAUGAUGGAUGGGAAUCCCGUUUUGAACCUGGCAUCAUUUGUUACAACAUUUAUGGAGAAAGAAGCUGAAAAAUUGAUUCGAGAUAAUUUGCCUAAAAAUUUUAUCGAUUACGAAGAGUAUCCGGCUUCUUCUGAUUUGCAGAAUCGCUGUAUCAAUAUAAUUGCUCGUCUAUUUAAUGCACCGGUAGAUGAUCCUAAGUCCGAGUCUAUGGGUGUUUCAACCAUCGGUUCUUCAGAAGCCAUAAUACUAAGUGUGUUGGCAAUGAAGAAGUUAUGGCAAAAAAGAAGAAUUGCAGAGGGAAAGUCAAUCGAACGCCCGAACUUAGUUAUGUCGGCUUCAGCUGCAAGUUAUCUUGAGGUUGAAGAAAAGUUUGUUUACUUAAAGGAAGGGGAAUAUAUUCUUAACCCGCAAGAAGCUGUAAAUCUUGUUGAUGAAAAUACAAUUGGUGUUUGCGUCAUAUUAGGGUCUACAUACACAGGACAUUAUGAGGACGCGAAGACCGUUAAUGAUUUAUUACUCGCCAAAAACAAAGAAAAUGGGUGGGAUGUACCUAUUCAUGUUGAUGCGGCGUCUGGUGGAUUCGUCGCACCUUUCAUUAACCCCGAUUUGGUUUGGGACUUUAGGCUUCCGUUAGUGCGCUCGAUUAACGUAUCAGGACACAAAUAUGGAUUAUGUUACCCAGGAAUCGGAUGGGCGAUUUGGAAAUCACCAAAAUAUUUGCCUGAAGAAUUGAUUUUUAACGUGAAUUACCUCGGAACUGAUCAGGCCACAUUUACACUCAAUUUCUCCAAAGGUGCAGCCCCUGUAAUAUCUCAAUAUUACAUGUUAAUCCGACUUGGGCGUUCCGGAUUCACUGCAAUUAUGAAGAACUUGAUGGAUGUCGCAAACAUUCUUGCCGAUCAAUUGGAGAAAAUCGGAAAAUUCGAGAUAUUAAGUGACAGAACCGGAGUUUCUUUGCCACUUGUGGCAUUUAGAUUAACUUCUAAGGACAUACAUUACGAUGAG